AUGAACGUUAAUCUAGCGAGUAAAAAUAUUUUUCGAAAUUAUUGUAAAUAUACCAAAUUAUUAAAGACUGUGUUAUUAAAAAAUAGUUUAGAACAUAAAUUAGGUUCUACAGUAUGCCAGUGUUCAACAUUUGUAAACAUAACCUCAAAUCCGUUGUUUUUGAUUGAUGAUAAAAAUGAAAAAGCUAUUUACUUUCUACAAAGGAGAUGGUUUUCUGAAGAAAAAUGUGGGCCACCUUCAAACAAACUACCUCAACUAAUGCCUGAUUUUCCAAAAAUCGUGUGGCCUUCUUUACUUAAAUCAAUAAGAAAUUUUAUUCUCGCAACUUUCAUUAUCAAACCUUAUUUAGAUCGAGAAUUUAAUCUUCCCGAUUUCGUAACAGGAUCGAAGAAAGCAGUGGAGGUAGUUUCACAAAAAUUGGCAGAAGGAGACCUAAAAGCAUUGGAAGGUUUGGUAACACUAGAUAUUAUUCCCACCUUACAGAAGACAGUCUCUUUAAUGUCAUUAAGUCAACGAGAACAAUUAGCAAUCAGCAGGGAGGAUAUAUACUUUUCGUUUCCAUAUCAAGUAGGAAUAAUAUUUAAUGAGGAAGAAGGCAAGGAACAGAAACGUUUUGUCGAAAUCACAAUGGUCUAUCACUCCCUCAAAGGUUUGGCAAGUAUGCGAUCUCAGGGAGAAGAGCCCCCACUGAACGUAGGUAUGCUGCCCGAGUACCAGCAGAAGAUCUCCAUUUGCAAUUACAGAUUCAUCCGUGAAUUCACAAAAGGGGUGGAUGGCGAUUGGACCGUCAAUUUGUUGAAUCAUUUCAAACCUAUCGAGGACGAGGUUGAAAACUGAGAAAGCAACGUUUGUUGAUAUUUGUAUGACGAAUAUUUUAGAUUGUAAUAAAUAUACAGUGUUGCAAGUCAAUAAAAUGUACUUUUGUAAGUUUUUCGCAAAGGA
Messenger RNA from Anoplophora glabripennis (Asian longhorned beetle), 942 nucleotides. RefSeq names its product m-AAA protease-interacting protein 1, mitochondrial. Gene Ontology annotation, biological process: protein insertion into mitochondrial inner membrane from matrix; inner mitochondrial membrane organization. Gene Ontology annotation, molecular function: ribosome binding. NCBI's taxonomy places the organism in Eukaryota, Metazoa, Arthropoda, Insecta, Coleoptera, Cerambycidae. Gene Ontology annotation, cellular component: mitochondrial inner membrane. The record is from RefSeq and is a predicted model, not a curated record. The coding region runs from base 1 to 837 and encodes 278 amino acids. The transcript has 3 exons.